Girardinichthys multiradiatus is the source of this 2970-nucleotide messenger RNA. RefSeq names its product ankyrin repeat domain 13A (gene ankrd13a). The coding region runs from base 405 to 2186 and encodes 593 amino acids. Gene Ontology annotation, cellular component: cytoplasm. NCBI's taxonomy places the organism in Eukaryota, Metazoa, Chordata, Actinopteri, Cyprinodontiformes, Goodeidae. The transcript is spliced from 15 exons. The record is from RefSeq and is a predicted model, not a curated record. Gene Ontology annotation, molecular function: protein binding.
UGGAACUGUCUAUUAUUUUCGGUAAAGACGAUGCUUGAGGCUGAUAAAUCCGUCGCUGUGUUACAUCAACGACAACAACAUAUAUUCAGGCGAACAAAUAAAUGACAGUUUUAAAGUGUGAUUCGGAUGAUACCAUUAGUACUGUGAGUGUUUUCCUGUGUAGGACACCCCUGUUGUUGUUGCUAGGUGCUGCUCCUGGCACUUCCUUGUUCAAAAGUUUUAUUUAGAGGAAGGCUUGAGGGCAGAAGUUAGUCACCGGACUGAGUGUUAUUCCUGUUGCCUGCGGUCAAAGCGAUGGAGUUAUGGCGCACAUUUGGUUGUAAUUAGCGCGUAGCCGCCACCGUUUCGUUAAUGGAUGAAAUAAUCAGACGCUGUCAGCAGUGAAGAACUCCAGAAAGAGGAAGAUGUCCACGGCUAGCAUUAGCGAAGACAUCCGAGGGAAGUUUCCCCUUCAUUCCGCAGUUUGGGAGAACGACUACAGGAAACUGGAACAGCAAAUAGGAUUACAGCAGGAUGACAUCGAGGCUGUUGACCCCAGGGGUCGGACACCUUUGCACCUGGCCGUGUCGCUUGGACACCUGGAGUUAGUGAGAGUUCUUCUGAGGCAUGGUGCUUCAGUGACAAAAGAAAAUGCCAAGACUUGGACAGUGCUGCAGGAAGCCGUCAGCACCGGAGACCCAGAAAUGGUUCAGUUAGUGCUUCAGCGUAGAGACUACCUCAAGGCCUCCACUGCUCUGGGAGGAGUUCCUGAGCUGCUGUUGAAGAUCAAGGAGUCUCCAGACUUUUACAUGGAAAUGAAGUGGGAAUUCACCAGCUGGAUACCUCUUCUGUCCCGAAUUUGUCCAAGUGAUGUCUGUCGCAUUUGGAAAAGUGGUGCCUGCCUGCGAGUGGAUGCCACCCUUCUGGGUUUCGACAACAUGACCUGGAUUAGAGGUCGUAGGAGUUACAUCUUCAAAGGAGAUGAUUCCCACGCCGAGCUGAUGGAGGUGAACCACGAGGACGGCGUAGUCGACACAGAACGCUUCAACAUAUCCCAAGAAAUGGAAGACGUCACGUUGGAGUCGAUGCAGCCAGCAGAACAGGAAGUCGCCAAAAGGUUGACAACACCUAUUGUCAACACCUACUUGGACACAAAGGAUAUUGCUUUUGAAAGAUGCAAGUCUGGGAUUUUGGGCUGGAGAACUGACAAAACAGAAGUGGUCAAUGGGUUUGAAGCAAAGGUUUUCAGUGUGAACAACGUAAACGUGGUCAUCAGGACGAGGACGGAGCAUUUAACAGACGAGGAGAAAGCCAGGAUUAAAAGUGAAAGGAAUGUUUUAGAGUCUUUGCUGGGGACUGUGGAGCAGCACAUAAGUGCACAGGGGAACUUAACUCUGGAGUAUGCCACAGCCACAAACCCCACCGCAAUCACUCCAGAGGAAUAUUUUAAUCCCGACUUUGACCUGGGUAACAGAGACAUCGGCCGUCCCAUUGAACUGACUAUUCGAACGCAGAAGUUCAAAGGAACACUGUGGAUGAGUGAGGAGCAUCCUCUGUCCCUGGUGGAGCAGGUGACCCCCAUCAUUGACCUCAUGGCACGAACCAGUUCCCAUUUUGCACGAUUGAGAGACUUUGUAACCCUUAAGUUUCCCCCUGGAUUUCCAGUUAAAAUAGAGAUUCCCCUGUUUCAUGUGCUGAAUGCCAGGAUUACAUUUGGUAAUGUGAACAAAUGUCGCACCGAAGAGGAGGCAGCAUCUCCGGAAGAAAACGACGCAGCUGCAGCUCCAACUCCAUUUCAGGUAUGCCCCUCAGUGUUCGAGGUACCUCAGAGUUAUCACCGCAGAGGGGUCAGCCGCCACGUGCCAAUGUCCAACAAUGAUGACGACCUUCUGCAGUAUGCCAUCCAUCAGAGCCUCCUCGACUCUCAAAGAGGCUCAGGCCAGGAGGAGAGCUGGAGUGAUGCUAAUGGAGAACUUCCACAGGCAAUGACAGGCAGCCAGAGCGACAGAAGUAUCCCAGAGGGGGUGCUGGUCGACUUUGGAGACAACGUCAGCCCCGCUAGCUCUCCUUCCACUUCCAGCCAGGACUCAGACCUACGCCUGGCCAUGGAGCUCUCUGCUCAAGCUCAAGAAGAGGAGGAGAAGAUGAGGAAGCAGGAGGAGGAGGAGCUGGAGCGGAUAUUGCAGCUAUCGCUCACUGAGAAGUGAAAAGGGAGAAAGAGGGAAUUUUAAAACAACUUUCCUGGAACCAGAAGCAACCACCACACCUCAGAUUUUCCUUCCUAACCUCUCUAAAUCCACCUAUGCAACCACAGAUUUAUGUUUUUACUGUAACAGGCAAUAAAAACUCUUCAUUAUUUUCCAAAACAUACGGUAUUUUUGAUAAGAAUGUACGCUUUCCUAUAUUCCUAUUUUGGUCUUAGUUAAUUCAGCCUGUUGAGGUCAUUUAGAGUGAUUUUAUUUCUUUCAGAUUCAGACUCACAGCAGCAUUCACAUGUAUUAAUCAUAUUUUUUAUUAACAUGCAACCUCUGAUUUGUUUUUUUGUUUUUUUUUUAUCUUGGCACAUUACAUUUUUCUGUUUGAGUGUUAUUGCAAAGUCUUCCUACAGAGUCACUGCUUACAGAAAUCUUGGGCUCAUUGAAUAAGAAAAAUCUCAGGGUUCCAACUUUAUAGAUUUUUUUUUUUGUCCAACAUGUUGGAUUUAUUUAUGAGUUUCAGAACAAUUAUAGCCUGUUAAAUGUUUGAUACAAAAUGGUACUAUUCAUGCAUAUCACGCAGUUGUAAAACAGAGUAGAGUGGUGGGUUCAUGAAGCCAUUUAUGAAUGCAUUUUGAUGUACUUUGUGAAUGUACAGGUCUGCAGGUGGUUAAACAAAAGCAUGUUGCUGUAGAAGAUGGUUUUUUUUCAAGUAUCUGCAUGGUGACAAAUCUGUGCUGCAGCCAGGCCUAAACUUCACUCGAGGUAAUAAAGAACUUAUUUUUGUAACCUGUCA